Molecule: messenger RNA, 4239 nt
Organism: Dictyostelium discoideum AX4
Lineage: Eukaryota; Evosea; Eumycetozoa; Dictyosteliales; Dictyosteliaceae
Exons: 3
Coding region: 1-4239 (1412 amino acids)
Source: RefSeq, a predicted model, not a curated record
AUGAAAAUAAUAAAUUUAAUAAUAUUAUUUUUUAUAUUUUUUAUAAAUUUAAUAAAUUGCCAGUUUGAAUAUGAUGGUAUUAAAAUUUAUGAUUUAACAGAAAAACAAACUUUAACAAAUUAUAAGAGUAUACUAAAUGUGGGAUAUUAUUGUGGUUUUUAUUUAAAUUUAUUAAUCGUAGAUGAAAGAGUUGAUCAAAGUUUUUAUGAAGCAACUUUUUCUUAUAGUAAUUUAGAGGUAAUGGUUAACAGUUAUAAUGUACUUUAUGAAAAUUCAACAUCAAAAUUAUAUCAAGUAUUUAUUCUUUCCUCGAAAAUUGGUAUUAUAGAAUCAUUAUCAUUACAAACUUUAAUUGAUGGUACAAUACAAUUUCAAUAUCCAUUGGAAAAUAAUUUAACAUGUAUUGAAAUUGAUGUGGAUAAUUUAAAUAUAACAGUACUUCAAAAUAAUAAUAAUUUCGAUUGGAAUGCCUUUCAAUCAUUCUAUGCAUUCAUUAAAAUCCAAGGUUUAAUAUAUCCAGUAGAAAUUGUAAUUGGUAAUCCAUUUUAUAUAGAACAUAUUUAUAGUGAUGUUUAUAAAGUUACAUUUUCAGAAUAUACUGGUAUAGAUUUAAUUAAAGAUGAUUUAUAUAAAGAUUGGAAUAUUUCAUUAUUUUUCACUUUUGAUCAAGUUGAACCAAUAAAUGUUUAUAUUCCAUCAUUCUAUGGUAGUAAUAAUAAUAAUAAUAUAAAUCAAAAUCAAAUAUUAAAUUUUGAAACAUUUCCAAAAGAUACUUUAAAUGUCAUACAAUGUAUGGGUGAAAGGUAUGGACCAUUAUUCAAGUUUACUUUAACUUCUCCAAAUAUAAAGAGACCAUUACAAUUUAUAGAUCAAAAUUUUGCUUAUCCAAAUUUAAUAUCAUCAUUGGGUGGUGAUAAUUAUUUUCAAUAUAUUGGUUAUUUCAAUACUAUGUAUGCAAAUUAUAUUUCAGCUACAAAUUAUACAUUUAAAGUUCAAAAUAAUGAUAAAAUCCAAGAUUUCAAUACAACUCCUUUAAUGAUUAAAGAUAAAUUUACUGGAUCUACUAGUUUUCCAAUGCAUAUAGAUCCUCCAACUUAUUUUAUAAAUGGACCAAAUCUUUUAGUGGUUUCUAUUAAUGGUAUAAAUACAGCACAAUAUGGUUUGGGAUUAUUUCAUUAUCAAUAUGCUGAAAAAGAUAUUUACCCAAAUGCACCAUUUGGUUUUUCACUUGGUAAUAAUUUAAAUUUUAAUUAUAAUGUAUCUUUACCAUUCAAUUAUUUAACUGUAUUAAAUGACUUUCAUCCAAAUCUAAUAUUUCAAGAAUAUUCAAAUUUACAAACUUCAAUUGAAGUUUAUGAUCUUCAAAGAAGAAAUUUAACUCUUAAAAUUCAAUCAAUUGAUUCUUUAGAACUUAUUCAUUUAUAUGAUUCAUUUUUUUUAGUUAGAAUUUCUAUAAUUUCACCAAAUGGAUUAUUUAAAAUUGUAAUAGAUGAUAGUAUUGAAUUUAAAUCUUUAGAAUAUUUAGUUUCUGGUACUAUAUAUAAUGGAAACUAUGAAUUUAAAAUGAAUUUAUUUGGAUCUUAUCUCAAAUUUGUUUUAUAUGAUAAUGUUGAAUUUUCACAAACUUUUUAUGAAGGUGAUUAUUAUUCAAUUAAUCCUAUUAAAAGAAUUAUUUUACCAGAUUUAAUUAGUAAUGUUAAUUUUGAUAUUUAUAAAAUUGAAAAUUUUAAAUUUUUAAAAAUUGAUAAUCCAAUUGAUAUUACAAAUAAAUCAAUAUCAAAUAGAUUAUAUUUUAAUUAUUCAAAUAUUGAUAAUGUUAAUAGACCAAUUGGGUUUAUAUUAUUGGAUCCAUUAUCAUUUGAUACAGUUAAUCCAUUUUUAUCCAAUAAAAUUUAUUAUGCGAAAUGGGUAAAAGAAAUUGGAUUAUUUGUAGUUGAUUUUAUAAUACCUGCAAAUACUCAACCAGGUUUAUUACCAUGGAUGUUAUAUUUUAAUUACAAUGUUCAAUUAUUUAGCUCAAAUUUACCAUUGGAAAGUCAAUAUCAAUUGAAUGUAACUUCAGACAAUGUAGAUUUAUAUGGUCCAAUCUUUUCAAAGAUUCAAAAAUACCCAGGAAAUGGUGAUUCAGGUGUUGGCUGGGAUAUUACAAUCUCUGAUCCAAUUAAUGGCUUCACCAAUGGAUUUAUAGUUGUAAUGGGGUCAAUUGAUAAUUCAAUUUAUAAUAUUUCAAUUGGAUCACCAGUUAGAGGUACCCCUGGUAUUCAAUCAUUUGACUAUAGUUUAACAAUUAUUAAACCUGGUGAAUCAUGUAUCAAUCAAGAUUAUGUUAUUACUCAAGUGAUUUUAUAUGAUUCUAUGGGUGUAAAUUCAACAUUUUCAAUACAAACUCUCUAUCCAAAUCCUAUUAAGAAUCCUUUUAUAAAUUAUUUAGAUGACAUUUCAAUCAAUAGUUUUACUACAACACGUUGUAAUUCAUUAGAUAAUACACCACCAUCUAUUUCAAGUUUUGUAGUUUCAAGAGAAUCAAUUGACCUUUUUCAAUCAAAUAGAAUUGUUGAAUUUAAUUUUACAAUUACAGAUGGUGAAAGUGGUAUUAAAAUAAACUCUCAACAUCCAAAAAUUUAUCUAACUAGCAAAGAUUUAACAAUUUUAGAAUGUCAAACAAAUAUUUCAACCAUUAUAAGUUUAUAUACUGUUUCCUAUUAUUGCAGUAUUGAAUUACCAUUUAAAGGUAGUGAUAGUGGUUAUAUAAUUUCAAUUUAUGGUUUAUUAAAUAAUGGUGGAUCUUAUAAAGGUUAUUCUUCAGAUGAACUAAAUAGUUUAAAUUUACCUUGGUAUAUUGAUGUAAUGAAUUCAAUUAAUAAUAAUCCAGUACCCAUAAUUACCAAUACUAGCUCAAUCACUAUUUAUGGUGGUGAUUUAUGGGUAUUUGGUUUUGGAUUUAAUAACAGUCAAACGAUUACAGUUGAAAUCAAUUCAAAACAAAUUACAAUACCAACAAAUUCAAUUACUUGUUAUAACACUGCAUUAUUAAUUUCAAAUUUACGACCAACAAAUAAUUCAUUCACCAUUAAAGUUGAAAAUUCAAAUACUUGGGUAGUUUUUCCAAUUAAUUAUAAUUUACCACCUAUAGUUGAAAUUACUUCCUCUUCAGAAUCUACUUCUUCUUCCUCCUCCUCCUCCUCUUCGGGUUCUGAAAUCGAAGAUCAAUGUUCCAUAUUAAAUUGUGGUAAUAGUAGUCAAGGUUAUUGUAAUGUUUAUUCAUGUAUUUGUUAUAACCCAUGGUCUGGAAAAGAUUGCACUCAAAAACAAAUUGUUAUUUCACCUCCAACUAUAAAUACUACAGAUCCAACAUCUAAUAUUCCAACUUUAGAUAAUAAUAAUAUUUUAUAUAAUUCAUUAAUUUCUAUUGUAUCACUUAGAGAAUUGGAUUUCAAUGGAAAGAGUAUUAAAUCAUUUACAUUUGAUAAUAAAUGGUUAUUAACAGAAUUAGGUAAAAACAAGAAUCAAUACUAUACAAAUAUUACAACAUCCUCACUGUCAACUCCAAAUUUAAUGGUUACAACCAAUAUUACAGUAACAUUGGAAUGGUUUACUGAAUUAACCAGUGUUAUUUUUGCUAAAAAAAAUCUAACAAUGAAUCCAUUUUCUGUUAAAUAUACAAUAGAAAUUUCUAAAUAUGCAUUUUCUGGCCAAUUAAAUCAACUUGAAUUGGUAAUGUCCGCUUUAUUUGGAUCUUCAAAAACUAAAGACGUUUGUGCAUCUCAAGAAUUUAUAAGCGAAAAUGAAAAUGAUUAUUUAAAAAUUCAAAUUCAAGAUCAUUCUUUAAAUGGUAGAUUUAUUAAACGUGCAUAUAUUGAUUCAAAAGUAGCAACUGUUUCAAAUGUACUUUUAGAUUCUUCUAUGAAUAAAAUUGAACAAUCCAAUGAAAUAUCACCAAACCAAGUUCAAUCUUUUGUUGGAAUUAUAAUACCAAUUUACAGUUUUAAAGCAUUGAUCGACCCUGAUUUUAGCGUUUUAUUAGAUAGUAAUGAAAAUACAAAUGAAAAUAAUUCAAAUUCUGUUUGUACUAGUGGUUCAUCUGGUUUAUCAAAUUCUCAAUUAGCUGGUAUAGUUAUUGGAUCCUUUGGUUUUGCAUCUGUUAUUGCAAUUUCAAUUGCUUACUAUUUUUAUAAAAAGAGAAAAAAUCAAAAUUUCAUUAAAAAUGUUCAAACUAAAUUAAAACCAAUGAACCAAUAA